UUAGGCUUCCAAAUUCAGAGUCCUGCUGGUCCUCUGGUGGCCCAGCUAGGGGGUUCUGUUCUUCUACCCUGUUCUGUUGAAACCCCCUUGCCUCUGGAGGAGCUGGAGGUGGAGUGGAGAAGGACAGACUCAGAGUCACUGGUGCACCUGUUCCAAGAGGGAGAAGUUAGACCAGAAUCACAGAACUAUACCUACAGGGGAAGAGCCCACUUCUUCACGGUGGACAUGUCCAAAGGAAACUACUCCCUACUUCUCAACAAUGUGUCACGAGAAGAUGCUGGAAUUUACAGUUGCAAAGUUUACACUGAAAAUGAGGCACACAAAAUUACUGUUGACCUUGAAGGGGUUGAAUACCUGGUAGUGACCGGAGCAGGUGUUGUUUCUGCCUCUAUGGGUGAAGCGGUUGUCCUUAACUGCUCUGUGGAUUCCCAUAUCCCACCUGAGGAACUGAUAGAGGUCAGUUGGAGGAGGACAGACCAGGGGAUGUUAGUGCUGCUUUACCAACAUGGUGAGGUCCUACCAGACUCCUCACAUGAGAGAUAUCGAGGCAGAGCAGAGUUCUUCACCACAGAAAUCCCCAAAGGCAACUUCUCACUGCGACUGAAGGAUGUCAGAACUGAGGACGAAGGGGAGUACAUCUGUGAAGCCCGCAGCAGCAAUCUUAUUGGCAAAAGCACUGUAAAAAUAGACAAACUGCAAAUGGGUCUCUCCUCUCUGCAUUACCUAGUACUUAUGUGCUGUGCUGCAUCCUUUGUGAUAAGCAGUGUAGCUGUUGUCCAUUUCAUGAGCAGAGGGAGAAAUGUAUUGGCUGUGCAUUUCUUGCUGGUUUUUAGUCCAAACGUACUGUUAUUCAGUGGAUUCAUCUUGUGGGGAUUGGCUGAGGGGUUGUUUAGUGAAGCAGCUGCCUGCUCGGUUGUCAAUCUCACACGGAUCCUCUUCUUGCUUGUCACUACUCCAUAUCUUGGUGCAGUUCAUGGUUCUUUCCGAAAACUGAUCAGAGUUGUGAGUGUCACUGUUGAACACACAGUCAUUGCUGUGGUUGUAUAUUCAGAUGCCUACAAUAAAAGGCUAAAAUGGAGCUCUCAUAUCAUGGAUGGACCGUUUCACAUACGACUGUAUGUCUUUUUUGGAUCAACAAUUUUCUUCAGUCUGUGUGCAAUCUAUACAGAAAUAGAAUCAGUGUAUCAGUUACCAUGCAUGCUUCCCAGGUCUGAACCAGGGCCCAAUUCUCAACUGGAACCGUCAAAACAAGUCUGGACAUUUACACUUCUAGAGAUGAGCAGCAUUGCUCAGAUGUUGUUUCUCUCUCUUAAAACUAAAAGAUACGCCCAUGACAUUAGGCAAAUACGUAUUUGGAUUGCUCCACUUCUGCCAUUAAUUGUAAUACUGAUCCGUAGACUGGUGAGGAAGAGGCCACGAUGGUGGGGCCGCUUUUGCUGGACAGCAACCAUGGCCAUUUGGAUGCCUUUUUAUUUUGUAAUAACCAUUUAUAUCCUGGGUCAUGUCCAGAAUGCAAUUGAAGAAAUACCACAAACCAUUCUAUUUAUGUUUGGGGCUGCAGGACUAAGUAUUGUAAAUUCUAUUGGUUUGGCAACCAAAUUGUUCCUGACAUCAGGAGGUGGCCAUCAAAAUGUACCUGAUCUUAGAUUCAUCACCCUUCCAUCCGAAUGUGUCUUUGUGUUUGGAUGGUUUACAUUGCAGAUACAUGAUUACUGGACACACAAACACAGGACUGAGAGCAACUUAGAGAUGCACAGAGACCUCGUAUUACAGGACACAGCUGACACUCAUGAGAUGCAUGUCAUGGCCAGACCAGAUUUACACACUUCAGACCCCUGUUUGAUGACAACUGUCUCAGAGCAGAAAAUAUACCACCUGUAAAUGUUGAGAGCAUGUAUGUUUGCAUACUCCAUUAAUCUGUAUCUUUGUAAUCCUGGUAUCUGGUCUUGUGGACAUGUUGUGCAGGUUUCUGUUUGCCCAAAGCCUAACAGUUUAGAUUAAAAGAGACAGUCUUUCAUUUGGUUUUGCACUUCCAGAUUGACUCAGACAUUGUACAAUGUUGGAGACUUUUGGAAACGUUUAUUUGGAAUUAUUGUCCACUUGAAUCGUCUAAUGAACUUUGAAACAAGUUGUUGUCUUGUAUUACAGGAUUAACAGAAACAAUUCCAUUUACUGAGAGCCAUACUGUAUGUGGAUAUAAGGGAUAUGAGGGCCAUGAAGAGGAUGAAAAUCAACCAAAUGUUCACCUGUAAAUCUGCAUAUAUUUACAUUCUGGUCCAGACUACUAGCCAUUUUACAGAGAGUUUCUGGUUAUUCACUGAAAAAAAGGAACUUUUACCAAUCAGUUGCACCACAAAAGGAGAACUGAACUGAAAAAAAGGAACUCUGAUUGCUGAAUUAGAAAUUGCUUUCAUUUUAGUAAAACACUGUACAGUCAAGUGACUUUAAUAUCUGAUACGAAAAAUGUAAUGAAAUGUAUGUUGAAAAAUGUAUAAUGACAUAAGCAAACUGAGAAUAAUUGUACAUGCAAACACAAUGAUGUAUUUCAAAUGAGACAUCACAUGCAAACA
This is a messenger RNA of Clupea harengus (Atlantic herring), 2570 nucleotides long. RefSeq lists its product as uncharacterized. The record is from RefSeq and is a predicted model, not a curated record. Gene Ontology annotation, biological process: immune response; cellular response to lipopolysaccharide; negative regulation of T cell proliferation. Lineage: Eukaryota; Metazoa; Chordata; Actinopteri; Clupeiformes; Clupeidae. The transcript has 16 exons. The annotation marks the transcript as partial. Gene Ontology annotation, cellular component: external side of plasma membrane.